AUGUGGAUCGUCAACUGGUUUUACGAUGUCCUGGCCUCGCUAGGUCUCCUCAAUAAGCACGCCAAGCUCCUGUUCCUCGGUCUGGACAAUGCCGGCAAGACGACACUGCUGCACAUGUUGAAGAACGACCGUGUCGCCGUCCUGCAACCUACCGCACACCCGACCUCGGAGGAGUUGGCCAUCGGCAACAACCGCUUCACGACCUUCGAUCUCGGUGGUCACCAGCAGGCCCGCCGUCUCUGGAAGGACUACUUCCCCGAAGUGAGCGGAAUCGUCUUCCUCGUUGACGCCAAGGAUUACGAGCGCUUCCCCGAAUCCAAGGCUGAGCUCGACGCUCUCCUCGCCAUGGAGGAGCUCUCUAAGGUUCCCUUCCUCGUUCUCGGGAACAAGAUCGAUCACCCCGAUGCUGUUAGCGAGGAUGAGCUGCGCCACCAGCUCGGUCUCUACCAGACUACUGGUAAGGGCAAGGUCCCUCUUGAGGGCAUCCGCCCUAUCGAGGUGUUCAUGUGCAGUGUUGUUAUGAGACAGGGAUACGGCGAGGGAAUCAGAUGGUUGUCCCAAUACGUUUAA
Penicillium egyptiacum is the source of this 570-nucleotide messenger RNA. The record is from the annotation of a GenBank genome assembly. Lineage: Eukaryota; Fungi; Ascomycota; Eurotiomycetes; Eurotiales; Aspergillaceae.